Rosa chinensis is the source of this 1696-nucleotide messenger RNA. RefSeq names its product phenolic glucoside malonyltransferase 2. Lineage: Eukaryota; Viridiplantae; Streptophyta; Magnoliopsida; Rosales; Rosaceae. The transcript has a single exon. The coding region runs from base 114 to 1514 and encodes 466 amino acids. The record is from RefSeq and is a predicted model, not a curated record.
AGUUUUUCUAGUGUCUUGUCGUUGUGACUUGAAAUUUCCAAAGCGUAAGGGAAAGGAAAUCAAAGAGCUAGCAAGAGAGAGAUGCAACUCGGGAGACUUAAUUAUAUAUAUGGAUGUGUAUAGUUAAAGCUUCUUCAAUAUCCAGUCCUUCUCAAUCUGAGGUGAUGGCAAACUUAUCAGUGAAGAAAGUUGAGGUCUGCAGGGUGGCACCAAAACCAGGUUCACCAGAGAACCAGUCACUUCCUCUAACAUUCUUCGACUUAUUGUGGCUCCGUUUUCAACCCGUAGAACGCCUCUUCUUUUACCAAACCUCUUCCACCGAUUCCGUACUUUCCAAACUCAAAACCUCCCUAUCUCUCACUCUCCAACACUUCCUACCUCUCGCCGGAAACCUCACCUGGCCCCAAGACUCCCUCAAACCCGUUCUAAGCUACGUUCAAGGCGACGCCGUUUCACUCACCGUAGCUGAGUCCGAUGUAGAUUUCGACCACCUCAUUAACAGUAUCUUUCUUCCAGCCCAAGAUUUCAGUCCUCUUGUUCCUCAGUUGGAUGUGACUGAUGAGCGAGCCGCCGCGAUGGCAUUGCAAAUCACUGUCUAUCCCAACCACGGAUUCUCCAUCGGAACGACCACGCACCACGCAAUCCUUGACGGCAAAACUUGGACCUCGUUUGUCAAAGCAUGGGCUCAUAUAUGCAAAUAUGAAGAAGCACAAGCUCUGCCUUCGUCUUUGGUACCCUUCUACGACAGAAGGGUCGUCAAGGACCCAUCCGGGCUCGGAGAACUCUACUCAAGACAACACCAAAACAAGGACGGCCGGACCGACAACAGAAGCUUAAGCAUUGCCUCCAUCAGUAAAGAUCGCAAGGCCCCAGAUCGAGAAGACUCGAUUCGUGGCACAUUCGAGUUCACUCGCGCAUUUAUACAAACCCUUAGAGCGCAUGUCACAUCUAAAAUGGCUUCUGAUUCAUCGCUCCAUUUGUCAACUUUUUCUCUAGUCUCUGCCUACACAUGGGUUUGUAUGGUGAAGGCCGAAGAAAUCAAAGGGGAGAAGACGGCUCUCAUCAUCGGGGCGGACUCCAGGUCCCGGUUGGACCCUCCAAUACCUGCAACGUAUUUUGGUAACUGCAUAGUGGGUCGUGUAGCUGUUGCGGAAACAAAAGGGCUAUUGGGUGAAGAUGGACUGGUUGUAGCUGUGAGUGCAAUUACAGAAGCUGUAAGAAGCUUGGAGAAAGGGCUUUUGGAUGGGGCAGAGAAUUGGGUUUCGAAAUUUCUGGAUUUUUCGCUGUAUGGUAGGACAUAUUCGAUUGCAGGGUCACAUAGGUUUGAGGUUUAUGAUACCGACUUUGGAUGGCGAAGGCCGAAAAGGGUUGAGGUCAUCUCCAUUGAUAAGACGGGAGCCAUUUCUCUUUCGGAUAGUAAGAAUGGUGGUGGAGGUGUUGAGGUUGGAUUGGUUUUGAAGAAACAGUAUGCUGAGGCUUUUGAUGCUCUGUUUGCUAGCCUAGUACUGCAUUAGGAUUGAGAUUCUGGACCAAGAAAACAAGGAUUUGUCAAUCACUAUUAUUCUUGGUUUUGUGUGCUUUCUGGUAAUUAUUAUUAUUAUUUUUUAGAAUUGAAUGUACCCAAUAGAAUUAUUGAUAUGAAUAAAUAGUGAUCUUCAGAAUGUUUAAGAAUCUAAGAUAAUAUGUUAGUAUUGAA